Medicago truncatula (barrel medic) is the source of this 1792-nucleotide messenger RNA. Its product is annotated as disease resistance-like protein DSC2. The record is from RefSeq and is a predicted model, not a curated record. The transcript is spliced from 2 exons. Lineage: Eukaryota; Viridiplantae; Streptophyta; Magnoliopsida; Fabales; Fabaceae. Gene Ontology annotation, molecular function: protein binding. Bases 483 to 1109 code for a protein of 208 amino acids.
ACCAUUAGAUUAUAGUGUUCUAUUUUUAUUUUUUUGUUUCUUCUUUGUGUUUAUGCAGAAGUUCGAGAAUACGAAAGUCUUGACAUUGAACUUCUGUAAAUAUUUAACCAAUAUACCCAAUGUCUCACAUCUUCCAAAUUUAGAAAAGUUCUCAUUUGAAAAUUGUGAUAAUUUAAUUACAAUUCACAAUUCACAAUUCUAUUGGGUACCUAAAUAAACUUGAAGUCUUAAAUGCAAAGGGUUGCAGGAAGCUCAAGAAUUUUCCCCCCUUACGGUUGACUUCUCUUAAGGAAUUGGAACUCAGGGAAUGUGAGAGUCUCAAAAAAUUUCCAGAAUUAUUAGGCAAGUUGACAAAUAUACAAGAGAUUAGGUUGAGUGAAACUUCCAUAAGAGAAUUACCAUUUUCAUUUCAAAAUCUAAGUGAACUUCGUAACUUAACAUUAUACGAGGGUGGAAUACUCAGAUUUUCGAGUAACAUUUUAAUGAUGCCUAACUUGUCAAAGAUUUAUGCUACAGAUUGUCGUCUGUUAUUGCCAAAACAUAAGGAUAUAUUGAGUUCCACAGUGGCUUCAAAUGUGGAAGAUCUUAUUCUUUCAAAUAACAACCUCUCAGAUGAAUGUGUCCGAGCAGUUCUCACAUUGUGCGCUAAUGUGAAAUAUCUAUACUUAUCAGAUAACAAUAUAAAAGUUAUUCCGGAGUGUCUUAAUGAAUGUCACCAUCUUAGUUGCCUUAGAUUGGAGGAUUGCAAGUCUCUUGAGGAAAUUAGAGGGUUUCCACCAAACCUAAAACGGUUUUCUGCAAUGCGAUGUGAAUCAUUAACUUCCUCAUGUAGAAGAAUGCUAUUGAGUCAGAAACUACUUGAGGCUGGAUGCAUUGAGAUUUGUUUGCCAACCGGAACUGAGGGGAUUCCUGAUUGUUUCGAACACCAAAGCUGGGGACAUACUGUUUCUUUCUGGUUUCGUAAAGAAAUCCCUUCUAUAAGUUCUGUUAUUCUCUUCUCUGAUCCUAAAGUACCUUUUGUAUUUGGGGAUGAUGAUGGUGAUACUGAACUAAGAGUCAAGUUGUGCGCAAUGGCUAUGAAUAUACUCUUUCAUGCAAUUGGUGGAUGAGUUCUCACUUUUGUGGGCUGCAAUUGGAUCAUACAUCUCUUUGAUCUGAAACUGGAAAAAAUGAUUCAAUUCUAUAACCAGCAUUAUGAAAAUCUCGGGUGUGAACUGGAUGAAGCACUUUUAAAAAAUGAAUGGAUUCAAGUAGAGCUUCAGUUGCUCGAGAAUGAUCCGAAUUUCCAUUUUUGUGAGGAACAUACACAAACUGGAACCGGCGUGUUGAAGAAGAAAAGAAGUUCUGAUCGGAGAAUGUCAGAUUCACCAAUCCUUAUAGAAAGAGAAAAUUAGAUGAAUAUCUAUCACAAUUCCACACUCUGUUGAAAAAGCAAAGAACAAUGGACUUGGAAGUUUCUGAGACAGAACUUGUGCAUGAGCAGCAACACCAUGCACAAAUGGCUUCUAUUGUUCCAUUGUAUUUCUUUCUUUGUUUGCUUGUUUUCUAUUUUGUUUUUCAUAUUGGACCACACGGAAGAUAGAUGAAUAAGAAAGUUUCCCAUAUUGGACCACACGGAAGAUGAGAAGGAAGUUUCCAUAUUGGACCACACGGAAGAUGAGAAGGAAGUUUCCAUAUUGGUCCACACGGAAGAUGAGAAGGAAGUUUCAGUCUUGGUAGUAAAAGUGUAGACUUGGUAGCCAAAACUUCAGAAAAUAAAUGGAAGAGAGAAUAUUGCAUAUCCAUGCUAGCC